Molecule: messenger RNA, 564 nt
Organism: Vespula pensylvanica (western yellowjacket)
Lineage: Eukaryota; Metazoa; Arthropoda; Insecta; Hymenoptera; Vespidae
Product: bublin coiled-coil protein-like
Exons: 2
Coding region: 103-363 (86 amino acids)
Source: RefSeq, a predicted model, not a curated record
GUUCCUAACUUCCUCAUAAUAUCCAGUUUUCUGAUAUAUCAAGGGAUUUGUACUAACAAACGAUCCCACACCCUAUAUUUGUCAGCUGAUCUUGUGACACAAAUGAUGAAAGAAGGCAUAAUGCAGAACUCAGUUCAACCGUUGGAAAAUAAUGAUGAUAAAGAUAAAGAGGAUUGGGACAAUUCUGUUUAUUGGAAUUCCAAUGAAGCUGAAUAUGCAGAUAUUAAUGAGAAGUUAGAUCAAUUGCAUUCCGUUUUGGAUUGUCUUGAGAAAAAAAAUCGUAGCAUCCAGGCUGGGCUUAUAGAGUUGCUACAAUCAAAUCGUGAAGCUAGAAAGCAGUUUCAAGAAGCAUUAAAAAUAUAAACUACAAAAGAAAGAUGAAAUCUUUCAACAGUUUUCUAAUUAUAACGUAUUGACUAUGUAGUUGAAUAUAUAUCAGAUUACAUUUAUUAUGUUAAAAUUGAUAGAAAUGGAUAAAAAAAACUAUGUCAUUUAUGCUAUUAGCAUACUAAAUAAGCUUUUACAUUUAGUUGUAAUAAUUAUGUAAAAAUACAGCAAUCCAAU